AUGAAAAUUAACCCUAAAAGCUACUCCAGGUUUCACUCAUCCAACCCCAAUUACCAUAAGAAUAUCAUCCUAGGCCAUCAACAGCUUAGAAAUAAUUUUGAUAGAGUGACCAUAAAAAUUACCAAUAUUUUUGCUGCAUAUUUGUUGUGGACUGAUUCUGAAAAGCUGUUGGUAUACCCUCACCACUGUACAGAGGCUAUCAUUCAUUCUAGUGACGACAAAACGUUUUCAAAGACUUCUGUUGGUUCACUGUUACUUGAAGAUCCAAAUAAUGACGGACUAGUCACUUGGAAUAGCCUCUUCACUCGUCAGUUAGAGACUGGGAGACCGGAAUCAGAAAACUCCCUUGGAAGUGUUGGAAACAGUGUUAACAGGCGUCAAAAGAGACAGAGAGGAAUUACUUACAUCAGUGACACAUCAGAUUCCUCUGGAUCAGAUGACGAAAAUCUGGAUACACCACAUAGAAAUAAAAGAACCAGAAACUCCAACACCACAAAAGAGACAAGCGGAGGAAACGGCGGAGGAGAUCAGGAAAGCGAUCAUGGAAGCAAUGGAAAUCGACUGGAACCUACCAAUGGAGGAGAGAGCAAUAGUAGCGGAACACAACCCGACUUUAUUGAAGGGACUCCCGACGGACCGGACGAAAUGGACGGAAGGCGACUGGAAGAGAGUGAGAUUGAUAAACAAGUGGAAAGUGCAACAUGGUACACCUUCGUCAUCAGAGAAAAACCACAACCAAGAAGACUCUCCGGACGAACACCAAACUUCACCAUUACAGAUCAUGGUGACCACUGGCACAUCACAUACUCCGGACACCCAACCAAUAAGACCAGACAUAGAGCUACAAUCCUCGCCUAUCUGGGAGUUACCUUUGCUGCCAGAGCCGAAGCUGAAGCGACUACGGUACUUGUUAGAGAUAUCAAGAGAUGGAUACUCUAUCUUAUCAGAUACGGUAUUGAACGGCUUUCGUAUUUUGGUCUUGGCCACGCCAUUUUUAAACGAAUCAUCAAAUACUUCCAACGAUACAAAAGAGACGAAGACGCAGUAGACGGACCAUGUCCAUAUAUGACUACUACAAGAGAAGACAGAGCUGAAGAAAAACCUAAAGAAAACAGUGCAGAAUAUGACUACCUCCAACACUUAGUCAAAACCAAAUCUGCAAGAACAGUCCAAGAACUUGUCAAUAAACUUGACGAUGAGGAAUACAAACAGCUAUGGACCCGCACCAGAGGACAAUAUAAAGACAAACUCAGGGGAAUACUAACUUACUACAACAACAAGAAAAAGUCGAACCAAAGCCAACUGUCACUCAUUACAAACCUGCAAAAUAUAUCAAAAAGGAAACCAGACUACGACAACAUGCAGUGGAUAAAGUACAUGUUAGCCAACAACGACAUCCGUGUACCAGAAAUCUUAGCUUGGAUAAUCAUCGUAGCAGACAAAAAACUGGACAAAAUCAACACUCUUGUACUCCAAGGACCAACAGGAACAGGAAAAUCUCUUACCAUCGGUGCACUACUGGGAAAACUGAACACAGGACUAGUAACAAGAACAGGAGACUCCAACACCUUCCAUCUACAAAACCUAAUCGGCAAGUCCUACGCUCUCUUCGAAGAACCCAGAAUCAGUCAAAUAACAGUAGACGACUUCAAACUCCUUUUCGAAGGAUCAGACCUAGAAGUAAACAUAAAACACCAAGAGUCAGAAAUUAUGGGACGAAUCCCAAUCUUCAUAUCAACAAACAAGGACAUAGACUACUGGGUACCACCAGCUGAUGGUAAAGCUCUACAAACAAGAACAAAAACCUUCCACCUAACAAGACAGAUAAAAGGUCUGUCAGACAGGAUGAACAGCCAGUACGACAUCAACCCUCCACCAGACAAGAUCACCAGCGACGACUUCCUAGGCCUCUUCCAAGAAUACGAAAAGGAAAUCGACGACAUCAUCGACAAUCAUGUGCGCCGAUUCAACAAGAUCAAGCCCAAGGAAAAGAUCCAGGAGGGAUGCACAUAAUGAAGACGAAGAACACGCCGAGGGAUCAAGUGGACCAGACCCACACAGAUGUCUACAAUUCAAUACGGGAGACUCAAUACAUAUUACUUUCCAAACAAGAAGAUACUUCGAAUUCGACGCUGCCAAUGAUGGAAACUUCGACGGAAAAAACUUAUACUGCCUCCCACUACAUUGGAUGAACUUAUAUCUCUAUGGACUAAAAAGCAGUGACAGUUCAGCAACAGAAACACAGCGAUAUAAGAUGGUAAAGUCAAUGAUGAAAACCUACGGAUGGAAAGUUCACAAAGCAGGCGUCGUAAUGCACUCAAUGGUACCCCUUAUGAAAGACUUAAAGGUAUCAGGAGGAACAUCAUUUGAAACUCUCACAUUUACAGAUACCCCAUAU
This is a messenger RNA of Penaeus monodon (black tiger shrimp), 2398 nucleotides long. RefSeq lists its product as uncharacterized. Gene Ontology annotation, biological process: viral genome replication. NCBI's taxonomy places the organism in Eukaryota, Metazoa, Arthropoda, Malacostraca, Decapoda, Penaeidae. The transcript is spliced from 6 exons. The record is from RefSeq and is a predicted model, not a curated record. The coding region runs from base 1 to 2013 and encodes 670 amino acids.